Messenger RNA from Ilex paraguariensis (yerba mate), 1493 nucleotides. Lineage: Eukaryota; Viridiplantae; Streptophyta; Magnoliopsida; Aquifoliales; Aquifoliaceae. The record is from the annotation of a GenBank genome assembly.
AUGGCUGGUACAUUAUCUCUAUGCCCAUACAUCAAAAUGCAGAGAAAAAUGCUUCUGCAUGUUGGCUGGUUUCGUCUUUAUGGGUUGAUCAUGUUCACUUUGGUCACAUCCCAGAUAAACCCCUCCACCACCACCAAUACCACCACCACCACCACGUACAUGAUCAGUAAAGGCGCCAACAUCACCAAACCCGGCUGCCAACGCCAAUGCGGCAACAUCACCGUCCCAUACCCAUUUGGGAUUGGCCUCGGAACCGGUUGUGCCAUUGACAGCUGGCUUGAGAUCAAUUGCAACACUUCUUUCAACCCUCCCAAGCCAUUUAUAGGUGGCCUUGAGGUUCGAGACAUAUCAGACUCCCAGGUUCGCAUUACCAACGUCGUGGCUAACAAGUGCUAUGACCGAUUGGGUGCGUUGACCCAUGAAAACAUAGCUUGGACCAAUUUAUUAGGCUCAAGCCCAUACAGCUUCUCCGACGCAAAUAAGUUCACAGUCAUCGGCUGCGACGAUUUGGCAUUGAUUACUGGCUCAGAGGGACGUAAUUUCACCAGUGGGUGUGUGUCUCUCUGUGCCAAAGCCGAGGACGUGCUUGGUGGCUAUUGUUCUGGCAUUGGUUGUUGCCAAACAUCCAUGCCUAAGGGUCUAAAGUACUACUUCACUUCUCUCCGUAGUUUGGAGAACCACACCACGGUCUGGUCCUUUGAUCCUUGCAGCUAUGCGUUUCUUGGGGAAGAGAAUGCCUUCACGUUUCGCGGUGCAUCGGAUUUCUUGGAUCCAGACUUCAUAAACAGGACUUUGGCUACUGUCCCGAUAGUGCUUGACUGGGUGAUCGGGAAUCUGAGUUGUGCACAAGCCAAAGCUGCAAAUGAUUAUGCUUGCCAAGGGAACAGUUAUUGUAAUGACUCGGAUAGUGGUUUUGGAGGUUAUCGUUGUAGCUGCAAUCAAGGUUAUGAGGGCAAUCCCUACCUCAGCCCAGGCUGCCAAGAUAUCAACGAGUGUGCAGAUCUGAACAACAAUGUGUGUGAAAAGAUUUGCAUAAACACUCCGGGGAGUUAUAAUUGUUCUUGUCCGCAUGGAUACUAUGGUGAUGGUAAAAAAAAUGGGCGUGGUUGCAUUGCUGAGACCUCACAAUUCCCAGUAAUCAAGUUCUCUCUAGGCAUGGGGUUUGGCUUUUUGUCAUUACUCAUUGGAGUUACUUGGCUAUAUGUUACUAUCGAGAAAAGGAAGCUUAUUAAACUGAGGGAGAAGUUCUUUCAGCAAAAUGGUGGUUUACUAUUGAAACAACAAAUUUCUUCAAAUGAGGGUGGUGUCGAGUCAACAAAAGUUUUUACAGCUGAAGAGCUAGAGAAAGCAACCAACAAAUAUGCUGAUGAUCGAAUUCUUGGCCGAGGAGGUUAUGGUAUGGUGUACAAAGGAAUUCUUAACGAUCAACGUAUAGUUGCAAUCAAGAAGUCUAGAAUAAUGGAUGAGAGCCAAAUAGAACAAUUCAUCAAUGA